CUCACACACUAAUGUACCUAACACACUGACAUCAAAGGUUGACUUGAGGUCUGGUUCAUGUACAUACCUACCUAUGUAUGUAUCAUCUGGCUAAGCUGGCCUUUGAACGAACGAAAUAACUUGCUUUAUUUUUAUACAGAACUUACCUAGGUAGCUACCACAUAUACUGGCGGAAUGGUUAGGAUAUAUCUACCUGUUAGCUAGGUAACAAAAGACACGAUGGCGAUUCCCUGGGGAACGAUAAAGUCCCUCCUCAUAUUCUUCGGACCUAUGCUUCUACCCAAAGCCAUAAGCUACUACCGCUCCGUCCGCAAUGCGCCCCGCGCCGCCGGCGUCUCGAUACAGCCGGUGCCGCCUCAAGCUCUACGCGCCAUCUCCGCGCUCGUCAUGGGCGGUCUCGUCCUGCUCUUCGGCGCCCUCCCCCUCUUCUCUCCCGAGAACGUCUUCGUGCGCACGCAGUCCCGCCUACAGAUCCCAACCGACGUACUCUUCAACCGCCUCGCAUCUCUACGCCCCCUCUCCGCCGCCGACGACGCUUUGCGCGCGCGCUUCGUAAACCUAGAGUCUAGGUUGCUAUACCUGCAAUUCGGCCCCGAGGUCCUAGCCACCUGUCCCUUCUGCACCUCCGACGACCCCCGCUCCUACUUCUACUACGCCCUUCCCGCGCUCCUCGCACCGCACCUCAUCAACCUCAUUCUCGCCUCCGUCGCAACCUCCGAGCUCAUGUCUGGGCCCUACGGCCCCAAGUGGCGCGCCACUGCCGCCGUAGCCAGCGGUCUCGGCGCCGCUCUCGACAUAUACCUCGCCAGCUCGUACAACUACCAAGCGAACGCGCGAGCCACACGCUUGACCGACCUCGAUCCUUUCUUCUGGACCUCGCGCACAGCACGACACCUCGGGCUCGCCUCUCUCGACUUCCUCCUGGCUUACUUGCUGUACCUCUCCAGCACCAACCGAGCCUUCGUCGCCCCGCCGAGCGCCGUCGUGCGCGUGGAGGCCGUGACGCGGCAACUGCAGGGGACGAAGGGACGGUUGAAUGCUGUGGGAAUAGUUAAGAACACGGCGAACCGGGACGAGGAGCUACGGGCACGCAGUCAGGCGUACUGGCGGCACGAGGGUGUGGUGAUGCGGGAGGUCAUGGAGGAGCGCGAGGUAGUCGAAGGUGUGAAUGAUGCGCUACAGAAUCGUAUUGAUAUUGGCGAUAUUACGAGAGACGCUGAUGCCUACGCAUUGAACGUGCUGCCGAGGAUGGAGGAAGCGGUUACGCCGGAGACGAUUGUGGGAUAACUAGGUGAUAGGAUAGCGUGUAUAGAUAGAGCCUCAUAUAUGGAUAAUACGGAAUAGAGUUCGGUUUAGACAUAAA
This is a messenger RNA of Daldinia loculata, 1363 nucleotides long. RefSeq lists its product as uncharacterized. Bases 220 to 1287 code for a protein of 355 amino acids. The transcript has 2 exons. The record is from RefSeq and is a predicted model, not a curated record. Lineage: Eukaryota; Fungi; Ascomycota; Sordariomycetes; Xylariales; Hypoxylaceae.